AUGAAAGCCAUAAAAUCUUGGCCACGGGUCUUUUUAUAUGUUUUUAAAAUAACAGGAAUAUUUUUUUUCUGCAUUUUUGACAUACAAUUCCUUUUUUGUGCAGAAUUCGUCAAUGGGAAGGUGGGUACGAAACUCCACUCGAAAGAAUCGGGGACAAAGAUCAAAAGAGAGGAAGGAGCAGAUUCUUUCCCUUUCAAUCUGGAUGAGUUUGUUACAGUGGAUGAGAUUGUAGAAGAACAUACAGAAAAACAGAAGGAGGAUGAAGAGAAGCCAUCUCAAACUGGUGCCACCAAGAGAGGAGGAAAGAGAAAGGAAGAUUAUCCUCCUACUUCAGACACUAAGAAGCCCAAGGAGGCAGGCGGAGAAGCUCAGGAGCUUUCUUUUGUCACUUUGGAUGAGGUUGGCGAUGAGGAGGAUAACACAACUUCCCCAGAAGGUGCCCAAAAUGAGGUAGCCUCAUCCCUAAUGACAGUAGAUGAAGUGCACGCCGAAGACCAAGCACAUGCAAUAGACAAAGUCAAUGAAGAAGACUGCCCUCCUCCGAACACAGAGGAGUCAAGCACGUUGAUGACAUUAGAUGAAGUUAGUGAUGAUGAGGAGGCAAACGGUCCUGCUGUACCGAGGGUCUCUUCAACCAUCCUCGACAAAGAGCAGCUCCUGACUCUCGACGAGAUCAGCGGCGAAGAUGAGGAACAGACCUCACAUUCUGAGACAUCCAAUCCAGAUAAAUGUUUAACACAGGAGACAGAGAACAAAGAGAACAGGAGUGCAAACCCAGAAAAAAAGGAAGAUCCAGAAGCCCCAGAUGUCCAUCCCCAAGAGCCAGACCAAGAGAGCCAGGCAGAACAGCCUCUUCUCACCCUGGAUGAGGUGAAGGCAGAUGAGGAGGAGGAGGAGGAGGAUGAUUUCCUAGGUGAUAUAGAACACCAAUUCUUAACAGUGGAUGAAAUUGGUGAAGAGGAGGAAGAUAUAGAGGUUAAAAAGGAAGCUGUGGAGGAGUCCCAGCCCAAACCGUCAAGUAUAUCGAUACAACCCAAAAGUAAAACAAGUCCUAAAUUUUCACCGCCAGAAUCCAAACCGCCAGCUGGACGAAGAGGCAGACCCAGAAAACGUCCUUUAUCUGAAUCCGCUGAUGAUGCAAAGGACACAUCACUGCAGACGUCUACUGAUUCCAGUAUUAGUGAGCCCAAGAAGACCCCGACUAAGACCAAACCUGCAGCUAAAGGCGCUGAUCAGGGCAAAGCAGGGGGUAGCGCUGUUACCACCCCGGAUAAACCUGCAGCUGGUUCAAGUACGCCUAAAACUACUGGAACCCCGGCAAAGAAAACAAAAGUGGAAUCUCCUUCCCCAGGGAAGACAAAAUUAAGCCCAUUUAAUGCUUCGGUGCCCGUGGGACUAGAAUUUCUUGUUCCGAAGACUGGAUUUUUCUGUGAGCUGUGUUCGCUCUUUUACAUGGAUGAUGCAUCGAAGCUGAAACACUGCAAGAGCCUGCGCCAUUACCAGGCAGUGCAGAAACACUUGGCCAAGGAGGAGACGACGACGACAGAAGGGAAAUCUCCCAGAACGUGA
Staurois parvus is the source of this 1569-nucleotide messenger RNA. NCBI's taxonomy places the organism in Eukaryota, Metazoa, Chordata, Amphibia, Anura, Ranidae. The record is from the annotation of a GenBank genome assembly.